CUAUUCUUACUCUACCCAUAAACAUGUGAGAAAUGAGAAUCAGAGUCUCAAUUGAAUUGAAUUCCUAAAGAAAAGAGUAUAAUAAGAAAAGAAAAGAAAAGAAAAACAAGAAACGAAAAGAAUAGCUUGGUUUUGUGUUCGUGUUUGUUUAGUAAUGGCUAGCGAAUCCAUAGUGGUGUUCGCGCAAUUCCAAAGCGCGGUUGACGAGGGUUUCUGGCACCGCUUUUCUUCUCUCAAACUCAACAAGCUCGGCAUCGACGACUCUCCCAUUCCCAUCACUGGUUUUUAUGCUCCUUGCUCACAUCCUCAAGUAUCAAAUCAUUUAACUCUACUAGCUGAGUCUUUGCCUUCUGAAUCGAAUGAGCAAUCUUCAACAGCUGCCACAAGUGGUGGCAACAGAAACAGGUGCCCUGUCCCAGGCAUUCUUUACAACACGAAUACAAUAGAAAGUUUCCAUGCCCUUGAUAAGAAGAGUUUGCUAAAGGCAGAAGCAAAAAAGAUUUGGGAUGACAUUCAUACUGGAAAAGCUGUGGAGGAUAGUGCCGUACUUUCAAGGUUCCUUCUUAUCUCAUUUGCAGACUUGAAAAAAUGGACGUUUCACUACUGGUUUGCUUUCCCUGCUCUGGUGCUUGAUCCUCCAGCAACCUUGGUUGAUUUAAGGCGAGCUUCACAGUAUUUUAGCUUAGAAGAGGCAAAAUCUGUUUCAGCGGCUUGUAAUGAGUGGCGAAAGUCAAGCUUAACAGCCGAUGUGCCCUUCUUUUUGGUCUGUAUUGAUCCAAAUUCACUAGCUACGGUUAAGCAUAUAAAGGAUUGGGAAACCUGCCAAAGUGAUGGUAACAAGUUGCUGUUCGGUUUUUAUGACCCAUGUCAUCUUCCAAAUAAUCCUGGUUGGCCUCUUCGCAACUUUCUUGCACUUAUUUCUGUGAGAUGGAAUCUCAAGUCAGUUCGCUUCUUGUGCUAUAGAGAGAAUCAUGGUUUCGCAGAUUUGGAGUUGUCCCUUGUUGGUGAAGCCUUGAUUACAGUUCCACAAGGUAGAGCGGCAAAAACUGGUAAUGGUUUAGGAUGGAGGGAUCAUCAAUGUUUACCAAACGCAGUGGGGUGGGAACAAAACAAAGGGAGGCAAGUCUCCAGGUGUAUUAGCCUUGCUAAAUCCAUGGAUCCAACUAGGUUGGCCAUAUCUGCAGCAGAUUUGAACUUAAAACUAAUGAGAUGGCGUGCUUUGCCAUCUCUGAAUUUAAAUGCCUUGUCAUCUAUGAAGUGUCUUCUACUAGGAGCAGGUACACUUGGAUGUCAGGUUGCUCGCAUGCUUAUGGCUUGGGGUGUCCGGAAAAUUACACUGGUUGACAAUGGCCGGGUUGCUAUGUCGAAUCCAUUGAGGCAGUCCCUAUAUACAUUGGAUGACUGCCUCAAUGGUGGGGAAUAUAAAGCUACAGCAGCAGUCAAAAGUCUCGGUCGGAUAUUUCCAGCUGUGGAUGCAGAAGGUGUUGUGAUGGCUAUACCAAUGCCUGGGCAUCCUGUGCCUAGCCAAGAAGAGGAUAAUGUGCUUGAAGAUUGUAGGCGCCUGCAUGAUUUGGUUGAUUCUCAUGAUGCUGUUUUCUUGUUGACUGAUACAAGGGAAAGCCGGUGGCUACCAACACUUCUUUGUGCCAAUACUAACAAGAUUACCAUAACUGCAGCUCUAGGAUUUGAUAGCUUCUUGGUAAUGCGCCAUGGAGCUGGUCCUUUUAGCUCUAAUGAUGAAAGGCAGAGAUUGGGCUGUUACUUCUGCAGUGAUGUGGUUGCACCAAUUGAUUCAACUGCCAACCGCACUUUAGACCAGCAAUGCACAGUUACACGACCAGGACUUGCUCCAAUUGCUUCGGCCCUCGCUGUUGAACUUUUGGUGGGCAUCCUGCAUCACCCUCAGGGGAUAUUUGCUGAUGGUGAGCUUGCAAACUCCAGUAAUAGUGGAAGCAGUGAGCAGCCUCUUGGUGUUUUACCCCACCAAAUUCGAGGUUCCCUCUCUCAAUUUUCUCAGAUGACACUUGUGGGUCACUCCUCAAACAGUUGCACAGCUUGUUCCAGCACAGUGGUAUCAGAAUAUCGAGAAAGAGGAAUGGAAUUUACCAUCCAAGCAAUCAAUCAUCCUACCUAUCUAGAGGAUCUCACUGGACUAACUGAGUUGAUGAAAUCAGCCAGCUCCUUUAAACUUGACUGGGAUGAUGAUGAUGAUGACGAUUGUAUUGAAAUUUGAGGAAUUCCUUAAGCUGAAUUGCAUUAUUUUUCAAUUAGUAUCAGACUAGGUGCUUCACAUGUGGAGCCUAACUUAAAUCUCUGAUUGAUUUGUUCACUUUAUUUAGGUUCACAACCAUUAGGUCAUAUAUGUUUGUUUAACAGCUUUCCGACCAUAAUCCAGUAGAUAUUUAUAGGCGUGCUAUCACCUGGUCUCAUCCUUGUCAUCUACUAGUAUGAUAGACACUUUGACGAUGUAUUUAAUAUGUGUCAAUAAUAUUAUUCAAAUAUUAUUGCUGUCCA
This is a messenger RNA of Quercus robur (English oak), 2514 nucleotides long. Its product is annotated as ubiquitin-like modifier-activating enzyme atg7. Lineage: Eukaryota; Viridiplantae; Streptophyta; Magnoliopsida; Fagales; Fagaceae. Gene Ontology annotation, biological process: autophagosome assembly; C-terminal protein lipidation; cellular response to nitrogen starvation. Gene Ontology annotation, molecular function: Atg8 activating enzyme activity; Atg12 activating enzyme activity. The transcript is spliced from 14 exons. Bases 155 to 2233 code for a protein of 692 amino acids. Gene Ontology annotation, cellular component: phagophore assembly site; cytoplasm. The record is from RefSeq and is a predicted model, not a curated record.